Molecule: messenger RNA, 2272 nt
Organism: Drosophila simulans
Lineage: Eukaryota; Metazoa; Arthropoda; Insecta; Diptera; Drosophilidae
Product: phenoloxidase 2
Exons: 4
Coding region: 78-2132 (684 amino acids)
Molecular function (GO): oxidoreductase activity
Source: RefSeq, a predicted model, not a curated record
GUUCCCAGACUUCCAGUGACAUUCCCCAUUUAGUUUGCUCCGCGAUCCAGCAGGUCCUCCCUGACUUCCCAUUGAAAAUGGCCGACAAGAAGAACCUCCUCCUGCUCUUCGACCAUCCCACCGAGCCCGUGUUCAUGGACAAGGGCAAGAGGGUGACCGUGUUUGAUGUGCCCGACUCCUUCCUGACCGACCGCUACCGACCCAUCAGCAAUGAGGUGCAGAGCCGCGUCGGCGACAAGGUGGAGCAGCGAGUUCCAGUCCGGGAGAUCUCCAUUCCCGAUCUGCGGAUCCCCAUGUCCCUGGGUCGCGACGAGCAGUUCUCGCUGUUCCUGCCCAAGCACCGCAGGAUCGCGGGCCGCCUGAUCGAUAUCUUCAUGAACAUGCGCUCCGUGGACGACCUGCAGAGCGUGGCGGUGUACGCCAGGGAUCGGGUCAACCCGGUGCUCUUCAACUAUGCCUUGUCGGUGGCGCUGCUCCAUCGUCCGGACACCCAGGGCCUGGAUCUGCCCUCCUUCUCGCAGACUUUCCCCGACCGCUUCAUCGACUCUCAGGUGAUCCGAAAGAUGCGGGAAGAGUCUUUCGUGGUGCAGCCCGGUUCCCGAAUGCCCAUCACCAUUCCCAGGGACUAUACCGCCUCCGAUCUGGAUCCCGAGCACCGGCUGUGGUACUUCCGCGAGGAUCUUGGCAUCAAUCUUCACCACUGGCAUUGGCAUCUGGUCUAUCCCUUCGAGGCCUCCGACCGCAGCAUCGUGGCCAAGGAUCGUCGUGGCGAGCUCUUCUACUACAUGCACCAGCAGGUGAUCGCCCGCUACAAUGCGGAACGGUUCAGCAACAACCUAGCCAGGGUGCUGCCCUUCAACAACCUGCGGGAUCCCAUUGCCGAGGGCUACUUCCCCAAGAUGGACUCUCUGGUGGCCAGCCGCGCCUGGCCACCGCGCUUCGAGAGCACCAGGCUGAGCGAUCUCAACCGGGAGGCCGACCAGCUGAAUGUGGAGAUUGGAGAUCUGGAGCGCUGGCGUGAUCGCAUCUACGAGGCGAUCCACCAAGGAUUUGUCAUGGAUGAGCGCGGCAACCGUGUGCCACUGGAUGAGGCCACUGGCAUUGAUACCCUGGGCAACAUGAUUGAGUCCUCCAUUCUGUCGCCCAACCGAGUGCUGUAUGGUGACCUGCACAACAACGGACACACCUUCAUCUCGUACGCUCACGAUCCGACCAGCAAGCACCUGGAGUCCUUUGGCGUGAUGGGUGAUGUGUCCACGGCUAUGCGCGACCCGGUCUUCUACAAGUGGCACUCGUACAUCGACCGCAUCUUCCAGGAGCACAAGUCGCGCCUGCCCGCCUAUACCGAGAACCAACUAAACUACUCGGGCGUCUCGAUCGCGGGCAUCCAGGUGGACACCAAUGGAGGUCGUCCCAAUAACCUGACCACCUUCUGGCAGAAGUCGGACGUGGACAUGUCCCGUGGCUUCGACUUCCUGCCGCGAGGCAAUGUCUUCGCCCGGUUCACCCAUCUGCAGCACCUGCCCUUCACCUAUACCAUCAGUGUGAACAACGAUAGUGGUGCCCAGCGUUUCGGCUACGUGCGCAUUUUCAUGGCCCCGAAGAACGACGAGCGUGGCCAGCCCAUGCUGAUGCGUGAUCAGCGCUCCAUGAUGAUCGAGCUGGACAAGUUCGUGACUUCGCUGAACCCAGGACCCAACACCAUUCGCCGCCGCUCCACGGAGUCCAGCGUGACCAUUCCGUUCGAGCGCACCUUCCGCAACCUGGAUGCUAAUCGUCCAGCGGCCGGCACUGCGGAGGAGCUGGAGUUCAACUUCUGCGGCUGCGGCUGGCCCAACCACAUGCUGGUGCCAAAGGGUCUGCCCGAGGGACUGCAGUGCGUGCUGUUCAUCAUGGUGUCCAACUAUGAGAACGACAGGAUUGACCAGCAGUUGGUGGGUCGCUGCAGCGAUGCCGCUUCCUACUGCGGAGUCCGUGACCGUCUCUACCCGGAUCGCCAGUCUAUGGGAUUCCCCUUCGACAGGUUGCCCCGCAGCGGAGUCGACCGCCUGGUUAACUUCCUCACGCCCAACAUGAGCAUCGUGGACGUGACCAUCCGCCACGAGAACCGCACCGUGCAGCGCCAGAACUAGACGAUCCGCUCCUGAUCCGCUUUCCCGAUUCGCCCUGACCCGAUUCCAUGGCCUCGCCCACUUCUAGAUAUACAACUUUUAGCAAUCUAUUGCAUCUUUAUUGAGCCGCUUAAUAAACAAGACAUCAUGGCAUUCCACAA